Dovyalis caffra is the source of this 1776-nucleotide messenger RNA. The record is from the annotation of a GenBank genome assembly. Lineage: Eukaryota; Viridiplantae; Streptophyta; Magnoliopsida; Malpighiales; Salicaceae.
AUGGGUUCCAUUGGAGAAAUCAGUGAUGAGAUUCAACCAAAAAGUUACUGGAGAUUUAGCAAACAAGAUUUCUUACCAGAAGAAUCCUUCCAAAGCUGGGGGAACUACCGUUCUGCAUUGCGGCAGACAUAUAUCCGGUUUAAGGACCGUCUCAUCAGCCGCUCAGAUGAUGCCAAUGAGGUUGGGGAGCUUCGGAAACAGAGUGAGAAUGAGAUGAAACGUUGCCUCACUUGGUGGGACCUUACUUGGUUUGGAUUUGGUUCAGUCGUUGGUGCUGGCAUCUUUGUGCUUACUGGCCAGGAAGCCCAUGAUCAUGCUGGACCUGCCAUCGUCUUGUCCUAUGUUGCUUCUGGAGUUUCAGCAAUGCUCUCUGUAUUCUGUUACACCGAAUUUGCGGUUGAAAUCCCUGUAGCAGGUGGGUCAUUUGCUUACUUGAGAAUUGAAUUAGGUGACUUUGCAGCCUUCAUAACUGCAGGGAACAUACUGCUUGAAAGCAUUGUCGGCAGCGCAGCGGUAGCCAGGUCAUGGACUUCUUACUUCACGAGUCUACUGGAUCGUCCUUCCAACUCUUUACGCAUCCAUACGAAUCUAAAAGAAGGUUUCAAUCUCCUGGAUCCAAUUGCUGUUGGAGUUUUGGUGAUUGCUGCAACAAUUGCAAUUACCAGCACAAGGAAAACUUCACUGCUCAACUGGAUAGCAACAGCACUCAAUACUGCUGUAAUUUUGUUUGUCAUAAUUGCAGGGCUUGCUCAUGCCAAUACAUCAAAUCUCAAACCAUUUUUGCCUUCUGGGGCGAAAGGGAUCUUCCAAGCAGCUGCAAUAGUUUACUUUGCUUAUGGAGGCUUUGACAAUAUAGCCACCAUGGCAGAAGAAACCAAAAACCCAUCAAGAGACAUACCAAUAGGAUUGCUUGGAUCAAUGUCAAUCAUUACCGUGAUAUACUGCUUAAUGGCACUUACACUAAGUAUGAUGCAAAAGUUCACAGAGAUCAACCCAGAGGCAGCUUACUCUGUUGCAUUUCAGAGUGUAGGAAUGAACUGGGCAAAAUACCUGGUAGCACUUGGGGCCCUCAAAGGGAUGACCACCGUUCUUCUGGUAGGGGCGCUUGGACAAGCACGGUAUACUACUCAUAUCGCACGAGCCCACAUGAUCCCCCCAUGGUUUGCUCUGGUCCAUCCUAAGACUGGAACACCAAUAAAUGCAACACUUCUGAUCACCAUUUCAAGUGCUUUCAUUGCUUUUUUCUCAAGCCUGGAUGUCUUGGCAAGUUUGUUGUCAGUAAGCACCCUGUUUAUCUUCAUGAUGAUGGCUGUUGCAUUGCUUGUGAGGAGAUACUAUGUCAGAGAAAUCACACCACGAAUAAACCUCUUGAAGCUGGUCUUCUUCCUGCUAAUCAUUAUUGCUUCGUCCAUGGGGACUGCAGCUUACUGGGGACUGAAUCCCAAUGGUUGGGUUGGAUAUGCUUUAACCAUUCCUUUUUGGUUCUUGGGGACUAUUGGAUUAUCCACGAUGUUACCUCAACAGAGAAAGCCAAAGGUUUGGGGCGUUCCACUUGUUCCAUGGCUUCCAUCCUUGUCAAUUGCAAUAAACAUCUUUCUAAUGGGAUCUUUGGGUGCCGAGGCUUUUGAAAGAUUUGGUAUUUGCACAGUGGUAAUGCUCAUUUACUAUGUCUUCUUUGGUCUGCAUGCAACUUAUGAUAUGGCGCAUCUGCAUAGCAAGGGAGAAUCGAUGGCAGUUAAUAAUGAAGAUAUGAUUGGAAGAAAAGAAGGACCUUAA